Spodoptera exigua (beet armyworm) is the source of this 2927-nucleotide messenger RNA. Lineage: Eukaryota; Metazoa; Arthropoda; Insecta; Lepidoptera; Noctuidae. The record is from the annotation of a GenBank genome assembly.
UUUGUAACUUGCAGUGGCACUUAUUUAUCGUUUGUUCGUAAAUAUAUCAAGUCGGUACCGGUGGUCCACCAGUAAAAUAAAAAUUGAUUUUAUUUUAUGAUAUAUGAUUUAAUUAACUCAUAGCCAAAAGAAAAUGCGGUUCAUCACAUUAUCUUGUUUGUUAUUGGUAUUGUGUUACGCGGUUAAUGGAGGGAAACAUUUUAAACUUGGUAGAAGCAAAGGGGGUAAUUUAGGAGCACCGGGAGGAUAUAAAGGCGAGCCGCUGCCUCCAGCGCAAUGGUUUAAACAAAAAUUAGAUCAUUCAAGCCCUUCUGAUUUGAGAACAUGGAAACAGCGUUAUUUUGUAAAUGAUAGUUUCUACGACUUCAAUAACCAAGGACCAGUGUUCCUGAUGAUUGGGGGUGAAGGACCAGCAGAUGCGAGGUGGAUGGUCAAAGGGGCUUGGAUUGAUUAUGCUCAAAAGUUCAAAGCACUUUGCAUCAAUCUUGAACACCGCUACUAUGGGGAGAGCCAUCCUACAGAAGACAUCAGUGUUAAAAACUUACAAUACUUGUCAUCAUACCAAGCUCUGGCAGAUUUAGCUAAUUUCAUUCAAGCAAUGAAUGAUAAAUACAAACUACACAGCAAUGUCCGCUGGAUAGCCUUUGGUGGCUCAUACCCUGGUUCUUUGGCAGCCUGGCUGAGGCUCAAGUAUCCACAUCUUGUAUAUGCUGCAGUCUCCUCCAGUGGUCCUUUGUUGGCUAAAGUUAACUUCAUGGAAUAUUAUGAGGUGGUUGUUGAUGCUCUGCGUGAAAAAACUGGUGGAGAGGAUUGUGUUGAUGUACUGAAAAUGGCACACAAGCAGAUAACAACACUUAUGAAAACUGACCCAAGCAUUGUUGAAAAAGAAUUCAGAGUUUGCAAACCAUUCUCUAGUGCUUCAACAAAUGAUAUUAAGAAUUUCUAUAAUUCAAUUGCUGAUGACUUUGCUGAUUUGGUCCAAUAUAAUGAAGACAACAGGAUCAGUGCAGAUGUAAAAUACAGGAAUCUCACUAUCAAUACAGUGUGUAAUAUGUUUCUGUCUCCUGGGGCACAACCUGCAUACAAAAAACUAGCAGCUUUUAAUUCUAUUAUUCUGGAAAAAACCAAUCAAACCUGUUUGGACUACAGCUAUGAUAAUAUGAUAAAAGAAUUGAGGAAUAUGACUUGGGGAUCAGAAGGAGCACGACAGUGGAUGUAUCAAACUUGCACAGAAUUUGGAUUUUACCAAACUUCCUCAGGGGAGAUUGAAGUGUUUGGUAAUGACUUUACACUUGAUUUCUUUAUACAACAAUGUGAAGACAUAUUUGGGAAAAAGUACAAUGCCGACUUUGUGAAUGCAGCUGCGGCUUGGACUAACAUCAAUUAUGGUGCUCUGGAUAUAGCCAUCUCUCGAGUAGUAUUUGUUCAUGGCUCUGUAGACCCUUGGCAUGCUUUAGGGAUCACUAAAACUCAAGAAAAUGAUGCACCAGCCAUAUACAUUAAAGGUACUGCACAUUGUGCUAAUAUGUAUCCGCGUAGUGAAAAUGACUCCAGUGAAUUAAUUGAAGCCCGACUGGAGAUUGAGCAGUAUCUUGCUGGAUGGGUAGGUCAGCUUUAAUAAGCAUUUCUCCCUUCCAAACUGAACAGAAUAUUAAUAUAUAUGUCAAUCAAAGAUCUACAAUCUCUUUUGGAAUUCGAAAUGAUUAAAAAUAGUUACUGAACUGUUUAUAUACUUAUUACUAUGUCAAGCAAAUAUUUAAAAGAGGCAAAAAUAAUCAAAACCAGAAUCUCUUAGUGAGUAUUAUGCCAAAUCAUUAGUUAUUUAGAUAGGUUAUAGAGGCUAAUAUUUUACAGCCAUAUGUGCUCAAUAAUGUAGUUAAAGAGAGGAGAGAAAGCUGUGGUUAUCCUGUUCAAAGCUGUGGUUAUCCUGUUCUAUCUCUAAUAAAUUACUUACUUAUAUUUUUUAUACUGAGUUUUUAGGAGGACAUAGUAAUUAUUUUUGUAAUGACAUUUUUAGAAAAUGUUGUAGGUCUUCAUAAAGCUGUCUGCUCGUCAUGAGGCUAAGUCAAGUACCGUGAAAGAGAGAGAGACAAUAUUUCUGUUGCCCCUAAAACAAAAAAUAUUUAAUGGGGAUCCUACAUAACAAACGUGAAUUUGGUAUAUGUAUCCAAAAUAUUUCAUAGAGCAGUUAAACAAUUGUGCAUUAGAAAAUCUUAAAUUCACUUUUAUUUGGCAAUUAGACCUAAUUAUUUAGUAAAAGAUUGCAUGUAAAAUACAGGUUUUAUUAACGAUAAAGAACAACGAUUUCAUGUAGCUUAACCUAUAGGAUACUAGAGUAAAAAAUAAAAUACCAGUAGCGUCUUAAUUCCCGUAUACGACUUACAUCUAAAAAUUCAGUGGUUUAAUAAAUAUUCGAUUUUGUAUCCAUAAAAUGGAUUGUAAGAAUUAUGUAUAAAAUACAAUUUCUUUACAAGUUUUAAAUUAGUUAUCACAAAGAGAAAUGCAAUGCAUUUUAUUAAUAUUAUCACUGAAAGUCAUUCUUUAUUUAUAACAUGUUGCACAAAAUCAAAGCAUCAAAUUGCUAUUUUAUGAAUGUUUUCCUUUUUAGUAUACAAUGUUUGUGCUCUAUUCAUUUUAGUCUUAUUAUUGUAAUAUCAGUCUAUAAACUUUAUACUGACCUUUGUUACACAUCCAUAAUUGUAAAAUGUAUCUUUAAUACCAACCUGUUAUGUAUAGUUCAUAAUGAAGUUCCUCAACAGUGAUUUUGAAAAAUAUAUCUAUUAUUAGAAAGUAAGUACUUAAUAUAUGAAUGUUUAAAACAUUAAAUAUGGUUUUAUUUUGUGUUAUGAUGAUGUUGACAUUCUUCUUUCUUCAUCUGCCUCAUACAGAGGUUCUAAUGGUCUGCAUUUCAACAUAAGUUCCAUAAU